CUUGCUUGAUAGAAGUUGCUGCAAAUGUUCUAACAUGAGGGAAGAGAGAGCGAGGAAAAGAGGAGUGUCCCCCCGUAGUCAGGCAAGCCGUGCAAGCGAGCGGUAGUUUAGCAGUAGCCCGUGCUCAGGGCCAGUUUCUGUGUCUACAGCACCAAAACUGACUGACGGCGUGUGACAUUAAUUUUAGUUUUGGCGAUUUUUUUUUUAUGUUUGUUUAUGAUUAUGUUUAUAUGUGAAUUUUUAGAUCCAAGGUGUCAAUGUUUAGACUGCAGAGGAUUGCUGGAUUCUUAUAUUGGUAGCUCUUAAGUGUAGAUUUAGUUUACAUCUAUGAAGAGACUGAGUAUUUUGUGUCGUUGAUCUUAUAAAAUUCGAAAGUUCCGAUUGACUGGUCUCAUUGAUUGAACACUCAACUGCGGCAUUGUUCUCCCGCUACUCUAGAUUCUAGAUUUACUGUACUGGACCUUAGCAGUCUUGGAUACAUUUGUCACUGUGUUGUUUCCUUUUUCAAUUUCAAACUACUGGAUGAAUUGAAGCUGUAACACUCUUCAAGUUAUGACCACAAUUUGUUUUAAACUUCAUACAGAAAUUUGUGUCAAAGGAAAUAGAGUUACAACAAACUUUGAAAAGACUUAGUGGAUUUAGAUUUCAAGGAAAUGUAAAGUUUUUGACUAUCCAAAACAUUUCCCAUGCAGGUCACUUUUGGAGAUAUUGAGAUGAUCUGCUAAUGGAUUAUAGCACAGUUCCUGUCAUUGAUGAAAGCAUAAUGAACCACUUGAUCCACAUAAUACACUUUUAAGAUGAAAAACUCAGAACUAGAUGGUCCAAGGAGGACUUUAUACGGUCUGUUACAUUUUGACCUUAAGUACUGCACAAGUGAUGCUAAAUGUCUAAAAAGUCUGGGAUUACUUGUGAUUCUACACACCAUAAGUCUGUUUCAUUCAGCACAUGGACUGGAUUUAGGAAAUUGUAUAAGUCCUUUAGGCAUGCAUUCCUACGAGAUACCAGACAAGGCUAUCACAGCCAGCUCCUCCUAUGAUAAAGCUUCAGUUGGACCUGAGAAUGCCAGAAUUCGUCAUGAAAAGAAAGGGGGAGCAUGGUGUCCAAGAAGACAAAUAGAAGAAAAUAUUUAUGAAUAUUUACAAAUAGAUCUUGGAAAAUUAAAGGUUAUUACCAAAGUGGAAACUCAAGGGCGAUUUGGGAAUGGACAGGGUAAAGAGUUUGUGACUCAGUAUGUUCUAGAAUACCAAAGAGAAGAUGAUGGCAGUUGGUUUAGAUUUAGGAGUAGGAACAACUCUGAAGAGAGAUUUAAAGGCAAUAUCAAUGUCUACCUGGCUGAGGUGAGGGAUGUUGACCCCCCAAUCAUUGCUAAAAGAAUCAGGUUCAUACCUUACAGUGAAAGUCCUAGAACUGUGUGUAUGCGUGUUGAAAUGUAUGGCUGCAACUGGAAUGAUUCCUUAGUUUCCUAUUCCAUGCCACAAGGAAACAAGCGUGGUGUUGAAGUAGAUUUCUAUGACUAUACUUAUGAUGGCGGUAGAGAGAAUGACUAUCUAAGCAAUGGACUUGGCCAACUAACAGAUGGAGCAUUGGGAGAAACCAACUUCAGACUGGAUCCUAAAAAGACUGGCAUCAAGGGUUAUGAGUGGGUUGGCUGGAAAGAUGAUACACUUUCUAAAAUACCCAUAUCUAUCAUUUUUAAAUUUGACUCAGUCAGAAAUUUUUCCCAGGUUGAUAUUCACACUAACAAUCAUUUUACCAGAGAUGUACGAGUGUUCCGCAGUGCUGAAAUAUUUUAUAGCAUUGGAGGAAAAUAUUAUUUACCUCACACAACCAAGAUCAACUAUGAGCGUGAUGACACUAUUGAAGAUGCUCGGUUUGUUCCUUUAAGAUUGCAGAACAAAAUUGGAAGAUAUGUAAAGAUAGACCUCUAUUUCCAGGCUCGAUGGAUCAUGAUCAGUGAAGUCUCCUUCAACUCUACUGAGGCUGUUGGAAACUUCAGUGAGGAGGAGCCACCUCCAACUACACCACAGCCCCCAACAACCACCACCAUGAAAAAAAAUGCUCACUUUGACAGUUUUGACCGUAUCAAUAGUAACUCCCAAUCAGAGAAGUUAGAUGGUGAUGGUGACACUGAAACUCUGUCUGCACAGGAGGAAGAUGAAGAAGGGGCUAAGACUAAGUUAGAGGAAGGAGCCAGUAAGAAAAGUAACAACUCUAAUGAUGCCCCAACUCUAGAACAAGAAAAAAAAGAAUAUGAUGAUGAAUACAUUAGCAUCAUUAUUGGAGCUCUAGCAGCACUCAUCUUCCUUUUACUUUGUGUGAUUCUUAUUUUCUUCUGUCGACACAAGCAUAGGAAAAAUAACAAUAAUAGACGCGGUCAUAAGCCAGUGACCACGAGCCAUGUGGCCAUUAAUUUAAAUGAUCUUAGGGCAAGCACCAAUGGAAAACUAUCCAAUGGGAACAUGUACAACAGUAUUGCUACAGAAGAAGCUGAUUCAGACCAUGAUGGUGUGGGCUGUUGUAAUGGUAGCAGUAGAGGCAGUGAAAAGUUUGCUUGGUCUGAGCCUAGAGACUAUGCUGUCCCUGACAUUACCAAGUCAGCUCUAGUGGUUAACCUACCACCCAGGGUAGCCACUGCACCCAAACAGCUGGCUCUUAUGGACAAACCACCAAAUUAUGAUGCACUGUAUGCUGCUGCAGAUAUUGUGAAUGUCCAUGGUGGAAGUGUGACCAACAUGCAAGGAGUUAGUGGGAAUAAUGUGUAUGCUGUGCCCAAUGCAGAGCUCCUGUGCAGUAUUGAUUACACUGUCAUGGAAUUAAGAAGAGAAGAUUUAAGAUUUGUUGAAGUACUUGGUGAAGGCCAGUUUGGUGAGGUGCACUUGUGUGAGGCUCUACAUGGGGAUGAUCUGUUAGUGGAUGAAUUUAUGUUGAAUAGAAAUCUGCCAAGAGCCCCACUCUUGGUGGCUGUUAAAAUGUUGAGACCCAAUGCUGAUGACAGAGCAAGAGCUGACUUCCAUAAAGAAAUCAAAAUAAUGUCCCAGUUAAAAGAUUUGAAUAUAGUUCGUGUCCUUGGAGUGUGUACCAGAGAAGAGCCACUGUGUAUGGUGGUGGAGUAUAUGAAGUACGGGGACUUGAACCAGUUCCUGUUGGACCAUGAAGCUGAACCUCCAGUGGCCCAGGCUUCCAGCAGUAAAACUCUGAGCUAUGGGUGUCUGAUCUACAUUGCUUCACAAAUAGCUUCUGGAAUGAAAUAUCUGGAGUCAUUAAACAUGGUACAUCGUGACCUAGCUACUCGUAAUUGCUUAGUAGGACAUCACUUUCUUAUUAAGAUUUCUGACUUUGGCAUGAGUCGAAGUUUGUAUAGCUCUGACUACUACAGGAUUGAGGGGCGAGCUGUUUUACCAAUACGCUGGAUGGCCUGGGAAAGUAUUCUUUUGGGUAAAUUUACAACCAAGAGUGAUGUCUGGUCUUUUGCUGUCACACUCUGGGAGAUCCUGACCUUUGCACGGGAGCAACCAUUUCUAGCUUUAACAGAUGAAGAAGUGAUAGAAAAUGCUGGCCACUGCUAUCGAGAUGACAACCUGCAGACAGUGCUCUCAAUGCCUGGAAAUUGUCCUAAAGAAAUCUAUGACUUAAUGUGUGAGUGUUGGAAUCGUCAGGAAAGUGUGAGGCCAACUUUCAGGGAGAUCCACAUGUUCCUCCAGAGAAAAAACAUGGGCUACAAUCCUGCAGAAGAAAAACUGGCUCAAAUCACAGUUCCUAUUUGUUAAGCAGUUGGAGCAGUUGGUUGUUCACUUCCAUUGCUCCACAAGUGUUUAGUCUCAGCUUUUGGUAGUCCUUGUUGUCUUGGUCACACCAGUCAUUCUUUUGCUUCUGCUUUGGGCCAACUCUAUGAAGCUGGGCUGUAGUCUUCUAGAUCUCUUCUCUAUUCAGUUUCUUAUUGGCAAGAGAGAUGGCAGAUACCACAGAAAGAGAGAGAACUGGAUGAAUUCCAAUACCAAGUCAGAGACAAUCAUGCUGAACUGAGGGAACAACUCCUGAAGGCAAGCAUGUUAUAUGGGGGUGUGGGUACUCAGUUUGAUCCAGAUAUUUCUACAAGAAUAAAAGUGAAAGUUGAAAUCAAUCAAGACAACACAAACAAACAUGAUUAUGUGGAGGAUUAAGCUUAGUACUCAAAGUGAUUUCCACUGUCCUGCUGUAAGGUGAUAGCAGCUGUACAACCACAUACAUCGACUCCAACUUACCUCAAAUAUACUCACUCUCUACUGGUAGAACUGCAGGGUCAAAGGUUAUUGAUCUAUACUUAAUAUCUACUGGUGGACUUCAAAUUUGAAAGGUCAUUGUAUCUUAACAUUUAUAUAUAUGGUGUACAUUUGACAAACUGAUCUGGAACUUUUUGACACUUUUACUGCAUUUAUUUUGUAUGUUAUUGUUUUAGAAUUUGACUUUUACUAUUGAUAUAACAAAUUUUUAUUUGCAACUAAAUGAAUAUGAUACAAGAUUAUAUAUAACGAAACAGAAAUCUGUCUCAAUUGAAAACCAUGUACUAAAAGUUCUAUUUUUUAAUGAUUGCUUCAGGACAUUUUGUUUACUACUGUAGUGUACAAUUUUUGUCAUGGUACACAAGAGAUUUCAGUUCUCACUAAGAUGUACAUUUUGUUGUCUACAAAAGCAUAGCUGUGUGAAGAUAAUAAUAAGUUGUGUGGAUAGAAGAAUAAGUUGUGUUGAUAGACUCAUUGGAAUAGCAGUGUAAUGGCUCUUUAUCUGGCUUGACUACAUUGUCUCAACUCAAAAUAUAGUAUUGAACAAACGUAUUCCAGAAAACCUAACCAUCAGAGCUGAAAAUAUGUUCUAGUAAGAAUCCUAAGAACUAAGUAUUUGUAACAAUCACAUGACCUCUCAGCAUUGGCACAUCUGUGUUGUCAUAAUGACAAUGUCAUUUGAUUACUGUUUUGAACUCAUUUGAAAAGCAACAUUACUUUCUGUGAUUGUCUUGCAUGGAAACAACAGAAAUACAAUUUCAUUUUAUCUCUGUGUGUUUCUUUUUUUUAACCUGUUUUAAUCUCAGUAUUGUCAAGAAGAAAGAUUUUUGAGCCCUCUUAUUUCUCUUUGAAUCUCACUUCCUCUAGGCAGUAGUCUAGAGGUGCUUAUUUCUAUUGUCAGUGUUGUUGAUACGUUGUAUCUUGCCAGAUUUUAUAUUUCUUUCUUGGUAUUAUAUUAAAAGAGAUAUUUUUUUAAAAUCCA
Molecule: messenger RNA, 5241 nt
Organism: Biomphalaria glabrata
Lineage: Eukaryota; Metazoa; Mollusca; Gastropoda; Planorbidae
Product: discoidin domain-containing receptor 2-like
Exons: 16
Coding region: 798-3767 (989 amino acids)
Biological process (GO): positive regulation of kinase activity; multicellular organism development; cell surface receptor protein tyrosine kinase signaling pathway
Cellular component (GO): signaling receptor complex
Molecular function (GO): ATP binding; collagen binding; protein tyrosine kinase collagen receptor activity
Source: RefSeq, a predicted model, not a curated record